Bradysia coprophila is the source of this 2845-nucleotide messenger RNA. RefSeq lists its product as uncharacterized. Gene Ontology annotation, cellular component: nucleus. Gene Ontology annotation, molecular function: DNA-binding transcription factor activity, RNA polymerase II-specific; RNA polymerase II cis-regulatory region sequence-specific DNA binding. The record is from RefSeq and is a predicted model, not a curated record. Lineage: Eukaryota; Metazoa; Arthropoda; Insecta; Diptera; Sciaridae. Gene Ontology annotation, biological process: regulation of transcription by RNA polymerase II.
UGUGACAGUUUAAUGGCUACCAUCAUCAAAGGCAGCGUUGUCACAUUUGAAAAACAAAUCAUUAUUGCCAUACACAAUUCGUAAUUAUCGUACCUACAUGCAAAAUUGUCUAUGAACUCUACGAAUAGUUUCAAGAAUUUACCCUUUUUUCGUGAAGGUGGUGAGUUAAGCUUUUUCUAUAGUUACCGACACUUGAAGGGAAAGUGCGAUAAAUAAAUUGAGAACUUGUUUUGGUCAAGCGAAUAUCUUUAGUGUCUAACACAAAAGAUGUAAAGAAAAGAAUCGGUCGAUUGAUAAACAGUUUCUUGGUGUCGAUGCCGACAAAGAAGACUUUGAAACAUGGACCAAUUUCAAAAGGUCGUGAAUGGGAAUGGGAAUGGGAAUGAAACAACAUCUAUCGAUCUGUCUCGUUUAAAUCAAUUUGCCCUGCGCGAUACCGAUGGUACAUAUCAAUUCAUUACGAUGCCACCCAGGUCCAUAGAACAGGAAUACAUUGAUCAUAGCCUAUUAACUCCCGACUAUCUGGGCGAUAAUAUACAAAACGCUUUAGUUGUUGACCUACUGCAAACAUCGAAUGGAAAUACCGCGUUCCAGCAACAGCACCCAAGUGACCGUCAAUUUUUAACCGAAAACGAAUUAGUCGGAGAAGUGCAAAUACAUCACGAUCUGAAUGAGGCUAACGACAAUCGGGUCAAACAGGCGCUACUCCAGUACAUAAACAAAAGUUAUCAGAAUCCGCCACAAAUCAUCACUGCUGAGCAUUUGGUGAAUGUGAAGCAGAUAGAACCGGAAAUGCCGCCGUUAGCUCCAAUAAGAAAUCUCUACAGUUAUCCGCGAGGACAACAACAGGCUCAAUCCGUUCUUACCAAUCACGUACAGAAACCAGAAGAUGACGGACGGAAUUUGAAGCAGUUCGACUACGACGACAGUGAGUGCAACGAGUCGAUUCAAUCGCGAUUGGCAACCAAAAAGAAUCUUCCGCACAAGAAGCGCAUCGUGACCAAACUGAAGAUAAUCAACAAGAAAGGAGCCGACAAUAAAACGUUGACCAAUGGUCGUGACACUGCUGGCGCAACAAAAUACACCUGCGAAUUGUGCGGCUUUCAAACCAGUGAACAAUUGAAUUUCUUUUCCCAUCUCAAGCUACACUACGAACCGUCCAGUACGAAUGUGGAACAGCCGAUCAUCGAAAAUGCCAUCGUGCAACGGGACGACAUCAGUUUGCCAGUGUUGAAAAUCGAAAAUUUGAACAAUGAAAUCACCGAACACGAUUCGAGUACAAUCGAUGACGAUGUGGACAACGAUGAAUUUGAAUCGUCGGUCGAGUUUCCCACAUCGAAUAUGUUGAAUUCCAAUGAAAAAUCGACUUUAAUCGACCAUGCCAACGAUGAAUUUAGUGAUACGGAAGAUAUGCUGGAAGGGAUACGCAGCGUAGUCGAUAAGGUACAGCAGUCGGUGGAAAAUGAUUUGAUUGCAAUUGGCAACAAUACAAAAGAUUGGUUCGAUAAUCACGGGAAUCUGUCUUCUACAUUCGAUGCAGAGAGUCAGGACAAUAUUGAUCGCAAACACACGAGCGACCUGUACGGAAAUAUCAGUGCUAUCGAAGGAAUCGCGAACGAUCCAGUCGUGUACGACGAAUCGUUGGCUCAGAACAAUAUCCUCCGUACUGAGUUGGAUAAACCGAGUAAAGAGGCAAUUGAUGUGAAGCCUACGCUGACGCUUCGAGAGAUGCGAGAAAAUUAUGUCGAGGAACGAGAGGAGAACGAUAUGGAAUCGAAAAAGUCCAAAGGCAGAAAGAAGAUCUACGUGUGCAAAGUGUGCGAAAAAGUGUGCAAUUCGCGGAACGCUUUGCAUUACCAUUUCCUGUCACAUUCGGGUGAACGACCUCACGUGUGUGAACAAUGUGGCAAGCGGUUCUAUUCCAUCAGUGCGCUGAAAGUUCAUCGUCGGGUGCAUACCUUGGAGAAACCAUUUUCUUGUGACCACUGUGGCAGAGCGUUUAGACAGUGGGGCGAUCUGAGUUAUCAUAUAACGUCAAUUCAUACCGAAGAGAAGUCACACACCUGCGAGUUCUGUGGCAAGGGAUUUGCUAGAAGGUAUUCCCUAGUGAUUCAUCGUAGGAUACAUACGAACGAAAGGAAUUACAAAUGUGACUUUUGUACCAAGUCGUUCCGAGCCAGUUCAUAUCUACAAGAUCACCGAAAAAUACACACCGGCGAAAAAAACCACAAAUGUACCACAUGUGGAAAACUAUUUCGCGUCCGUGGUGACCUGAAACGGCACCUGAAGAUUCAUCUGAGAUUAAUUGAGAAAGAACAAACGCAGAAACUGAAAGACGAAGCCGAAAUCGUCGACAGCCUGGUGGUUUACAAUGACAAUAACGCUGCUGCCGAUUACACAUGCAACAAGCAAAUAAGCAAAGACACCGUCAAGACGAAUAUAAUUUAUGGCGAUGCAACUAAUGGUGAUAUUUUCAACGAUACGACUGCUGUUUCGAACGAAGUCGCCGGUACUGCUUCCAAUAACAACAUAGAAAGUAACAAUUUUCGGUCGCCGCGGAAGAGAAAAGCAAAGUCAACGCCGAAGCAGAAGAAAACGAAGAUCCAAGAGAGUUUGCAGGACAAUUUCUCAGUAUUUCAAUUGCCAGCGAGCAUACAAAAUUCGGGAUCUAUAGUCGCGUCGAUGCCAGUUGGUAUCAAUAAAAUUCUGGCAAAACCGGACAGGACAGAUGGUGUCGCCGUAUCGGUAGCCGAUGAACAAUAUCAAAUUUUCCUGCUCGAAGCGUAAAACGAAGUCCGGUGUGGAUGUAAAUAGUAGGAAUAAACAUUUUUUCAAUUUCGUAAAA